ACGUAAUAUAUAGUGAACUGUAAUAACGAUAUAAUGAGUGAAUUGAAUGACAUCUUCGCGUAAUUGUCACUCAAUUGUCACUCAAACAGAUCCCACAAGCGAUGGCCAGAGAGCGCACUCACGAGUUCUUCUCCACCGUUAAGUCGAUCGAAGGAAAGCCUCAGUAUAUGAACAAUGAGUUGCGGUCGCGAAGAACGGCCAACAAGUGGUCCAACGGAUCCGUUAACCAUUCGUUGCAGUCAUCGACUCAUUACAAGACAUACGUCCAGUUCAUGAGAGGCUCGCGAUCUGUGGCCAGAGAUCUGUUCUCCACGUAUCAGAAGUUGGAGAAAAUCAAUGUUUUGGCCCAAAAGAAGACCAUCUUUGACGGCGAAGAGGCGUCCAAAGAGUUGAAUGAAUUGGUUUAUAUCGUUAAACAAGACAUCACUUCACUUAACCAACAGAUCGAGUCUUUACGUCAGCAACAGUUGCAACAAUUGCAUCAACAAAACGGCCAAAACAUCGACAACCACUCGAAGAAUGUGGUGCUCACUCUUCAGCACCAGUUGGCAAACAUUAGCAGUAACUUCAAGAAUACACUUCAGCUCAGGACUCAAAAUAUGGCUCAACAGAAGCUGAGGAGAGAGCAGUUCACGACAUCAGCUGCGAUGCCAUCGCACGUGAACUCAACGGUCAUUGAUUUGAGCGACGAUUUGGUGGACACGAGUGGCGGACGAGAGGCUGAGCGUCGGGAACAGAAACAACUGCUUAUAUACGAAGACCAGAGCAACGACUACUUGGAGGAGAGGGCGUCGACAAUGCACUCGAUUGAGUCGACAAUCGUAGAGUUGGGCACAAUCUUCACGCAAUUGGCGUCAAUGGUUCAGCAACAGGAAGAGAUGAUCACCAGAAUUGACGCCAAUGUGACCGAUACGGCCCUCAACGUGGAGGCCGCCCACCAGUCACUCCUUCAAUACUUCUCGUCCGUCACUAACAAUCGAUGGCUAAUCAUAAAACGAUCAGUGGAUGCAAUGGACACGUGUUUAAUCACAUCCACAAUACUGUCAUUCCUGGUGUCCUUCAUAUACGUCGGGUCACUGUAUUGUUGGCCAAAACAGACUCAUCGUGAUAAUCCGGAGACAAUAAAACGCCGUUUCGUCAGUGUUUUCGGUGCAAUACUUCUGUCGAUAAUAGUGUUGAUUGUCUUCAAUGGCGACCGCAAUGUCUCGAGUUUGGCCAUGAGUUUGGGUGUCCAUUGGCCGCAACACUUGUCCACAACACAACUCAUACUUAAUUGCAUUUUAUUGCCAUUAAUGCAAACAAGUGUCCUAUUUAUGGGUCCAAUAGUUAUAAACUUAAUUCAAGCUAAAGAUAGUCACAUGAAUAGGAAGAAUAUCUAUACAAUAGACUUAAUAGUAAUCCGCAAUUACAUGAUAGCGCCCAUCACUGAAGAACUCAUCUUCCGAGGAGUGUUAAGCACUCUUCUGGACAAGUGUUGGUCACUGAACGGCACUCUCAUCAUUAGUUCCCUGUUAUUUGGUUUCUCUCAUUCACAUCAUUAUCUGUUUGAAGUGAAUGACAUGACUCUACGCCGAAGAGGUGGCCGCAGGAGUUGGUGGCCGGCCAUCGAGCAGAUGACCUACACAUCGCUGUUCGCGAUGUACGCCUGUCUCCUAUACUUAAGGUCCCAUCGGUUUAUAAUAACCCCAAUUCUGGUCCAUUCCUUCUGCAAUUUAAUGGGUUUCCCAGACUUGGAAGCGAUCGCUUCAUCCAAACCUGCCAUCACUUUAACUGCCACUGGAUUUGUCUUAUGGCUGUUAAGUGUCUCUUAUGUCUACUCUAGUCUAUAGAUUGAUAUAUAAUUACGUUAUGCUUUCAUUAUAUCCAUUCAUUUUACUUAUUGACGA
Messenger RNA from Medioppia subpectinata, 1886 nucleotides. The record is from the annotation of a GenBank genome assembly. NCBI's taxonomy places the organism in Eukaryota, Metazoa, Arthropoda, Arachnida, Sarcoptiformes, Oppiidae.